Molecule: messenger RNA, 1149 nt
Organism: Bacidia gigantensis
Lineage: Eukaryota; Fungi; Ascomycota; Lecanoromycetes; Lecanorales; Ramalinaceae
Exons: 2
Coding region: 1-1149 (382 amino acids)
Source: RefSeq, a predicted model, not a curated record
AUGUCAAACUCCAAUACAAGCGACCAUAACGCCGCCAGCCCCGAAAAUUGCGACGCAGAAACUUUUGAAUCUACAGACCAUCGGUCCGGUAGACAAGAAGCAUUAUUUGUCAAGGUCUACAUAGAUCAAGAUCAAGAGGCUUCACGCAAGAUCGAUUUCAGUGAAAGUGUCAAUGCCCUUGGCACCCUCUAUCGCAGUCUUAAUGACAAGGAGAACCACAAAGCUCUCCGGGAAAUCAUCAAGUUUUACCAAAGUUGCCUAAAAGCCAACAGAUUGCUUGACCUGAGUUCCUUGUCUGUAGGGGCAAAAAAGCACCAUUACGGACAUCAAAAGCAAGAGGCAAGUAGAAGAGUGUAUGCGGACAAGGUGCAACUCGAAGAAUGGUUGGCAGAGGAUAAAAAGUUUCGAAAUUGGGCACUCAAUGCCUGGUACGAUAGAUUCCCAACCUCAGACCCACCAUUCCGCAACAUCUCCCGACUACAAAAGAAGAGGUAUGUAGAGACUCAACCACCCAUGGAUGCUCCAGACAAUAUAGUCGACUUGACUGCUGACAAUACGCCUCUCCGUACCGAGUUGUCUGCUAAUACCGGCUCGCCGCAAACCUCAGAUCAACCUUUGGGUCACAGUUAUGGGGACGCCACACUUGAAAAACCACUUAGUGCAGGCUCUGAGGGAGCUAGUGAGAAAGCAUCCCUAGAACAACGAGUCAAGGAUCUUGAGCACCAAAUACACGAUCAGCAGGCUACAAUAGCCGAGAGCACUAGCCGAUAUGAGGCCCUAGAAGAGCAGGUCAAAUCGCUUAUGGACGAACGAGCUGCAGAAUACCAACACUCCCAGUCGCUCAAGGACCAGCUCCAGGAGUCUGGAGCUGAAAUUCGACGAUUAGCGCAAACGAUGCAGGCGAUGGAGCAGACACUGACGCGAAAAGUCCACGCUGUCGCCUGGAACACCCAUAUUAGUCUGAGGAGCUUUGCCGCCGAGCAGCAAGCAGAGCAGCAAAGAGCAGAGCAAAGCCGUCUCCUCAGGCAGAUGGCAGUACAAGCUCCAGCGGCGGCGGACUAUAGUGUCCGAGCAGCAAGACACUGGAACUCUCGGCUCGAGGCGGCUCAGACACUCGCAGCUAUGAAGCAAGAUAGGCGCGAUAUAUGA